GAUGGACUUUUCCCCACUUGGAUAUUAGAGUUUCCAUCAUUGUCUAAUCGUUAACAGGACAAGUACUAUGCUACCUUAGUUGGCACGGGAAGCUCACACUUGUAAAUGCGUCACGAAGUAAGUUUUUGUUGUUGUUUCAAACUCGGUAGCAUUAUCCAAGAGCUGAAGAUUUGCUUUUUGGAGACGUACCUUCAAGUGACAACCUUCGAGCACACUGCCUGCAUCUUAAACCAAGGAGGAGAAAAUAUUUUAUUUGGUUUUCUAUUUUAUAGAAUCACUUUACAACCGUGAGGAUGAAUUGGAAUAAAGGAGGCCCUGGCCAAAAGAGGGGAUUUGGGUUUGGAGGCUUUGCCAUGGGCGGCGCGAAGAAGGAAGAGCCAAAACAACUUCCAAACGACUUGCAUACGUCGUUUGUAUCGUCUUCCUCUUCUGGAGGUUAUGGAAACCCUCAGACUGCACCAAACACAUCAUUCUUCAAAAUAGGGUCCAAGCGGCCAACAUUUGACGACGAAAGCUCGUACUUUGAAGAGGAUGAGGAUGAAGAUUCUUCAUCAAAGUAUUCUGGCCUGCCUUACAUCCCUGCAGAGAACUCUCCCUCCCGCAAGCAGCUUAACUCUGACAGUGAUGAUGACCCACUGGAUGCAUUCAUGGCCCAAGUGGAGAAUCAAGCUGCAAGAGACAUGAGAGCUUUGGAGGAAAAAGAAGUCGCCAAGAAAGAUGACAAGGGUGUAAGAGAUGACAUUGAAGAGGAGGAUGGACAAGAAGCCUACUUCCGCUACAUGGAGGAGAACCCCACUGCUGGACUGCUGCCUGUUGACGAGGAAGACCCCAUGGACUAUGACAGUGAUGGGAACCCAAUUCCUCCAGAAAAGAACAAAGUCAUUGAUCCUCUGCCUUCCAUUGAUCACUCAGAGAUCGAGUACGAACCAUUUGAUAAGAACUUUUAUGUAGAGCAUGAAGAAAUUUCAUCACUUGGUGCAUCAGAGGCUCACGAACUGAGGAACAAGCUCAACUUAAAGGUGUCUGGUGCUGCUCCUCCCAAGCCUUGCUCAAGUUUUGGUCACUUUGGCUUUGAUGAACAGCUCCUUAAUCUGAUUCGCAAAUCAGAGUUCACUCAACCCACACCUAUCCAGUGCCAGGGCAUCCCCAUAGCGCUGAGCGGCCGAGACAUAAUCGGUAUCGCAAAAACCGGCAGCGGAAAAACAGCCUCGUUCAUUUGGCCAAUGCUGGUACACAUCAUGGCACAGAAAGAACUGAAGCCAGGAGACGGUCCCAUUGGUCUUAUCUGCGUGCCCACCCGGGAGCUCUGUCAGCAGAUCAAUGUGGAGUGCAAACGGUUCGGAAAGGCAUACAACCUGCACUCUGUUGCUGUGUACGGUGGUGGCAGCAUGUGGGAGCAGGCAAAGGCGCUGCAGGAGGGUGCUGAGAUCGUGGUGUGCACGCCCGGCCGUUUGAUUGACCAUGUCAAAAAGAAGGCGACAAAUCUUCAACGGGUUACCUACUUGGUGUUUGAUGAAGCCGACCGCAUGUUUGACAUGGGAUUUGAAUAUCAAGUCCGUUCAAUUGCCAACCAUGUCCGCCCAGACAGACAAACAAUGCUCUACAGUGCCACGUUCAGGAUGAGGGUUGAAAAGUUGGCUCGGGAUAUUUUGAUUGACCCCAUUCGAGUGGUGCAAGGAGACAUCGGAGAGGCCAACGAAGAUGUUACGCAGAGGGUAGAGAUCUUUUCCAAUGGAGCAGCAAAGUGGAACUGGCUAUGCAGUCAUCUGGUGGAGUUCACUUCCAGUGGAAGCGUGCUCAUAUUUGUCACACGGAAGGACAACUCUGAGGAACUGUCAAACGACUUGGAGCAGGAGGGCUUCCAGGUUGGGCUGCUACACGGAGACAUGGACCAGAGUGAGAGAAACAAGGUCAUCUCUGACUUCAAGAAGAAGGUCAUACCAAUCAUGGUUGCCACAGAUGUUGCUGCCCGUGGGUUGGACAUUCCUUCAAUCAAGACUGUGGUGAAUUACGAUGUGGCAAGAGAUAUUGAUACACACACGCACAGAGUCGGAAGGACAGGCAGAGCAGGCGAAAAGGGAACGGCGUUCACACUAAUGACGCACAAAGACAUGAACUUUGCCGGGGAUCUGGUGAGAAACCUGGAAGGUGCCAACCAGCAUGUCCACAAGGAGCUAAUGGACCUAGCCAUGCAAAAUCCUUGGUUUAGGAAAACGCGCUUCAAGGGUGGCCGCGGUCGGAAGCUCAACGUGGGUGGAGGUGGCCUGGGCUACAGGGAGAGGCCUGGCCUUGGCUCAGAGUCUUCAGGUUCAGGUGGCAGCAUGAAAAGCAUCACAAGUCUGCCACAAAGUUUUGAACCUAUAAAGCCACCCACAGGAGCCAUGGGUGACAGGCUGUCUUCCAUGAGAGAAGCCUUCAAGGCUCAAUACAAGUCACAGUUUGUGGCAGCGAGUCCUGGGGUGUCUACAAAAGCCCAGAGUAGCAGCAGUGAGAGUGCAAGUGGAGGUGGCAGCUCUGCCAGUGGGGGGUUGAGUGGCUGGAAGAGCGCCGGCAGCCUACAGAGUGUCCCUUCUGGCACUCAUCCUGCCGAGGUGUGCGACAAAAGCAACUCACCCCCUAAAAGCUUUGCGGUCCCUGCUGAUCCGCCAAGGCGUAAAAAGACUAGAUGGGAUAAGUAAACUAGAACUUUGGAAGACAAGAACCUCUUACCAGCAGAUUGCGUGAGACUGCUUCCAAAACAUCGAGAGGUUUUAAGUUUCAUUGAGGGAUACAAUGUUAAAGUGGGUGAUUGUAUGUGUUCAGGUUAUACGUAUAAUGUAUUGUACUAGUGACUUCUUCAUCAAUCCUGGGUUUAGUGCUGUUGAAGAUGCUUAAAUAUUUGUGUAAAACGUGCAGUCAUACAGUUUUGGAACGAAUAUUGUUUGUGCGCUGAAAAAGCGCAUCAUCAGAGUGAAUUGACUCACUGACAAGUACUUUCAGUAUGAAUUUAUAUUUUGAAUUAAACUGGUUUCAAGGCUUAUUGUACACGUGCACAUAUCUGUUACUUAAUGUACACUUUUUAAAUGAACAUAAUUGUGGUCAAUACUGUCUCCAUUUGUUUUUGUUGUAUUGCUUUCAAGUCCAUUCAAAUAGAAGUUGUGAAAAAGCGAUAUUGUCAAACGCCACCUCAUUGAACAAGGUUGUGCAUAUUUAGUCAAUUAAAUAAUCGUUUAGACAUGUUGGAAUGAAUAUAUCUUACACAAAUGUGUACCCGUUUUCCAGGAUAAAAUUUUGAUUGUUAGCUAGUUUAGGUUCAUGGUUAUCCUUGGUGUUACGUUAUUGACAAGGAUGUAUAUUGAGCCACUUUUUUCACUGGCAAAACAGUUUUCUCCAAAGUUUGUUUAAAUGUACAUCAUGAAAUAAAUGACUGAUUUGUCAGUUGGGAUAACA
Petromyzon marinus (sea lamprey) is the source of this 3429-nucleotide messenger RNA. The record is from RefSeq and is a predicted model, not a curated record. NCBI's taxonomy places the organism in Eukaryota, Metazoa, Chordata, Hyperoartia, Petromyzontiformes, Petromyzontidae.